Melospiza georgiana is the source of this 2554-nucleotide messenger RNA. RefSeq names its product CFAP20 domain containing (gene CFAP20DC). The transcript is spliced from 18 exons. NCBI's taxonomy places the organism in Eukaryota, Metazoa, Chordata, Aves, Passeriformes, Passerellidae. The record is from RefSeq and is a predicted model, not a curated record.
UAAGGGGCCCUUUGGAUACUGCUACUUUAUUGUUGAUGUAAGAAGCAUGGUGAAACCAGUGAUCAAAGCCACUGCAAAAACCAAGACAUCACAAGCAUAGCUUGCAAGUGUCUUUACUGACUGAGAAGCUAAAUUAUUUUCUGCCUAUGAAAGUUGGAAAAAUGUUCAGAAACCACUAUCAGGGGGGCCGGUUUGUUGAAAUAUUCAGUGCUCAAGGCAAGAACCCAGGAGCAAAAUGGAAGAUUUUUGGCAACCCAUCAGCUAUAUCAAAAGAAUACGACAAAGAAUUAAAAGGCUUUGUUUUUGUACUUGAAGGAAACAGUCUAAUCAACAAAAUGAAGCUACCAAGGGAAACCAAACAAACUUUGGGACUGGUGCAGCAAUAUCUGACACUUCAGAUUUUUGUGCCAUUGGGAAAAGACUUCGCCACUGAGUUACUGAUAACUGAUUUUGACAAUAUUAAAAGAAGAUUGUAUUUGUCAACGGUGCACAAGGAGUUGUCUGUAACCCCUCUGCAUGCCAAAAUUCCUCUGUUUAUGAUCAAGCGCAAAAUAUGGUGCAAUAUGUGUAUUGACUUGGUAACGUUUACCUAUGAAAUAUUCAGAGGAGCUCUCUUCCAGUCCUUGGAUGGAAUUACUAUUUCAGCCAACUGUAAGCUAAGAAAGGUCUUCACUUUAAAAUUCAAGCCUCCAGUUACAGCUGAGGAAGAUGGUGUGUUUUAAUUACUGUCUACUGAUGAAGUCUCAGAUGAUAUUCCUCCAACCUGCCAGCUCAAUUCUGAUGUCCCACAAGUUACACAACUGCUGAAUUUAAAGGAAAUUCACAAGCCAAAAACAAAAUUCUGGGAAAAGGCAGUGCAAGAAACAGGCAUUCUGGCUAAUAGAGGCCAAGGCAACACAUGCAAUGGUAAAACUCAGGAUGUAUCACAUAUUGCAUUUGGGUCAAAGAUCCUUGGGCCACCUCCAUCUUCAAACAAAAGAACCAAUGCAAAGGUACCUGGAAAGGUAACAAAGACCUUGGGUAGCAAAACAUCAUGCCAACUUCAAAAUUCAGGAACACCAACUGAAACCAUACCAGAAAAUGAGAGGUUGGAGUCACCACUGUGGCCAUGCAGUGAUACUUUAGAUCAAGGAGGCAAAAGAGGUACUCUCCAAACACCUGCAAAUGAAUAUCAAAAUGACCCUGAAAUUCCGACUCUGACAACACCUGUAAGUGGAGAAGCAGAUUUUCAGCUCACGUCUCCACAAGUACCAUCACCAGACAAGGACAGUCAUAUAAGAUUAUCUCCAAAAAAUGCAGCCAAAGCCACAUGGGAGAUAACCAAUGAUACAUGGGUGUUUCCAGAGAGGUUCACUGAGAGCAUUCAGUUGGAUAGCAAGGAGCAAUUUGAAGCUACUGCAAGUUCAGCCUGCUGUGAUUUACCCUCAGCCCAGAAUGCCUCUGUUGAGCCUCCCAACAAGGAAACAGCUGAUCACCAAAGGAGUAAGAAAGAGGUUUUCACAUUUUCAUCCAAACCUCGAUCAGCUCCUUAUGGAACAUCUCCCAACAUAUCCCCAGAAAGUUCCAUUUCCCCACUGGAGUUGGAGCCCGACAGUAACGGAGAACAGGAGCAAACCAAAACUGAAGAUAGCUUUGAAGGAGCUGACAGCAGUGAGGAGGAUGACAACAGUGAACUCAUCCAGAGUGCUGAGAACAUUGAGAACAGCCACAGCAGAGAAGGAACACCUGAUUCAGCAGUUUUUAAAGAGAUCCCAUUAAAUAAGAUGUCACAGGGAAAUGAAUACUGGAAGAAUAAGGAACACAGCAAAUAUAACUUCGAAGAGGCCGUCUUAUCAAAACCACAGAGUUCCACCAUGACAAAAACAGAAUCUAUUAGCUUUCAUAGAAGUUUAAAGCCUAUCCUUUCUCUUUCUCCAAUUCAAAGUAAAUCCAAAUCCUUUAGAGUAAUUAGAAAUGUAUCUGAAGAAACUGAAAGAUAUGAAGGAGUUUCAGAUCAAUUCGAAAGAUCUGUCAGUAAAACAUCUCUCAAGAAGGUUUCAAACGGAAAUUCAUGUCUGACAGCACAGACUUUUGAGUAUGACAGGAAAAAGUACCAGUCAAAUAGACUGAGUUCAUCUGAACUACAGAUGCUGGCCAGCACGAAGAGACAACAAAAUGAAGAAUUAUGGGAUGCUGGGAUUUCCCAUGGGCUGGGUGCCACACUGAUCGAUUGCUGCAAUGUCACCCUAAGUAUGAGCAGUGAUGAUGCUACAGCAACCUGGAACUCUGGUUUCUCACCACCUGUCAGUCAGCAGCAUCACUAUCAGAAAGAAAUGAGCCCACUUUCCCAUUCCAGCCCACGGGACUCGUUAAAUGUGUUCAGUCCCCCUGUCAUUCCUGUAAGCCAACAACUAGAAGAGAACAUUAAAUCUUCAACAAAACAGAGACCUCCAGGUGAAGAUCACCCCAGUGCUGAAGAAGAUGAGCAAGUUUUGACUCUUUUGUAUGAUCCAUUUCUGAACUGUUACUUUGACCCAAAUUCUGGGAAAUGCUAUGAAUUGGCAUAGUCAGAACA